Messenger RNA from Lytechinus variegatus (green sea urchin), 687 nucleotides. Its product is annotated as chitin-binding lectin 1-like. The transcript has 3 exons. Bases 114 to 398 code for a protein of 94 amino acids. NCBI's taxonomy places the organism in Eukaryota, Metazoa, Echinodermata, Echinoidea, Temnopleuroida, Toxopneustidae. The record is from RefSeq and is a predicted model, not a curated record.
CUACUACUACUACUACUACUACUACUACUUUUGCCGCUGCUGUUGCUUCUGCUGAAGACCUCUGAUAAUGCCACUACUUCUACUUUAAUUCUAAUAAUACGUAAUUGAAUAUUAUGACAGCCUCAGGUAAUCGAGCACCGCCUCCCCCACGCAAACCCAGCCCACCCCCUCCAAAGGAACCAACACCACCUCCUCCCAAAGACCCGACCCCGGUACCACCCCCCAGAGACCCUACGCCGCCUCCUCCACCGAAGCCGAAGAAAGAAACGAAACCUCCACCCGAGAGAAAGAAACCACAAAAACAGAAAAAGAAAACUAAAAACAAGAAACAGGAUGCCAAAUCAUCCAAGGAAUAUGUCAAGAUACCCAUUAUUCCAUAUAAAUCACCAGGUAAUUAAAGUUUAAGUAAAUUGAAAUAAAAGAUCAAUAAGGAAUAUAAUGUGUUUUAAGACCUCUUGUUCUGUAUCUAUCAUAUAAAGUUUUAUCGUUUUUAUUAGAAUAUAUUAAUACAUGCAGUAGUUUUGGAAGUGAUUAGUUUACUUAGUUGGUGCAAAUACUGUUUGCUUUAGUAUGUUAUAGAUAACAAUUAUAGAGUUGUCUACUAUUUAGUAUUUGUGAUUACUUGAUUGAAAGCGAUAACUAGAGUAUAAUAACAAUAUAUUAACUGUAGUAUGAAAUCGUGUUUCA